CUCGGGCACAUACACACACACAUACACACACACACACAGAGGCAGACACACACAUUCACUAUUACUCACUCCUUUCUCUUUUCAAAAGGCCCUUGUGAGGCAGAUUGACAGGCUAGAAUGAAAAUGAGGCGGACGCUCGGUCACGACUUCAGUGCGUACGCGUCCUUUUGAGCAGACCUCUAAACUUGGAUCGUAUCACCAUGGGAGCUAUUUGGGCUACAAGGGACUUUUGUUUGUUUUUGCUCUUGUUAAAUAGUCGCCAAAGCGCUGCGCUUCCAGAGAUUCGAGCAGACCCAUGUGCAGAGGAGAGUGAUGGCUGUCACAUCGAUGCUAUUUGUCAGUCGACCCUGCAGGGCUCAUACAAGUGCACAUGUAAAGCAGGCUUCAAAGGAGAUGGCAAGCACUGUGAAGACACUGAUGAAUGUGACCUGGAGUACAAUGGUGGCUGUGUACAUGAAUGCAACAAUAUACCGGGAAAUUAUCGCUGCACUUGCUAUGAUGGCUUCAAUUUGGCCCACGACGGUCAUAACUGUUUGGAUGUGGACGAAUGUAAGUUCAACAACGGCGGCUGCCAGCACACUUGUGUCAACACCAUGGGUAGCUAUGAGUGCCGCUGCAAGGACGGAUUCUUCCUCAGCGACAAUCAGCACACAUGCAUCCACCGUUCUGUUGAGGGCCUCAACUGUAUGAAUAAGGAGCACGGCUGCGCCCACAUCUGUAAAGAGACACCCAAGGGGGGCGUGGCCUGUGAGUGUCGACCGGGGUUCGAGCUGGCCCGCAACCAGAGAGGCUGCAUCUUGACGUGUAACCAUGGCAAUGGGGGGUGCCAACACACCUGUGAGGACACAGAGAGCGGCCCCAUUUGCAAGUGUCACAUCAGGUACGCCCUGCAACCUGACGGGAGGUCGUGUAUCGAACGGGAUGAAGCCACCACAGAUUCGUCGGACCACAAUGCCACGUCCUUUGCCGAGGUGGACAAACGAGUCAAGAGGAGACUUCUAAUGGAGACCUGUGCAGUCAACAAUGGGGGGUGUGACUGCACAUGUAAAGACACAUCUACGGGCGUGCGCUGCAGCUGCCCCGUUGGCUUCACGCUGCAGCCGGAUGCAAAAACAUGCAAAGACAUCGACGAGUGUGAGCUUCAAAACGGCGGCUGCGAUCACUUCUGCAGGAACACCAUCGGCAGCUUCGAGUGCAACUGCAGGAAAGGCUUCAAGCUGCUGACUGAUGAGCGGUCAUGUCAAGAUAUAGACGAGUGCUUCUUUGAGCGGACGUGUGAUCACACGUGCGUGAACUCCCCCGGUAGCUUUCAAUGUCUGUGCAACAAAGGGUACACCAUGUACGGACUGGCCCACUGUGGAGAUAUAAAUGAAUGUAGCAUGAACAAUGGCGGUUGUGAGCAGGGUUGUGAGAACACCCAGGGUGGAUUUGAAUGCUUCUGCAACCCCGGCCACAAGCUCCACUGGAACAAAAAGGACUGUAUUGAGGCAGAGGGUUUCCCGGCUUCGAAACCCACGUCUAAGCCUACAUUGAACUGUAGCAAGCAGGAGGGAGGCGACCGCUGCUUCCUGACGUGCCAGUCCCAAGUUCACAUCAGCAGCGGUACGGAGGAUUCCUACACCGUGACCUGUGGAAUGCCUCUACCUUGCUUGGCUGACACACAAAAGAACAACAGUGGCUCACAUUGCUUGGGUUCAGAGAUGUCCGGUGUUCCUCGUAUUAAGACCACAGCAACGUUCAAGUCGGGGACGACAAAGUGUAACUUAAAAAGAAGUCAGGAGCGACUCAAAGAGGGCUUGAACUCGGCACGCUCAGACAGCAGGUUCCUCUUCACGGAAAACGUCCAGUUCAGCUACGUGAGCUUGCGUUGCACCUCGUCGGCGCAGCGAGGACGCAGCCGCCAUGGCAGGAAAGCAGCCGACGAAGACAGCUCGUCCAUCACCGCCGAGUUUGAGCUGGAUGUGAACCUAGAGGAGGUAACAGCAGAGAGCUGUGACCUCAACUGUGUGCGACGGCGCUCUGAGAAGAGGCUGAGGAAGACCAUCCGCACGCUGAGGAAGUCCAUCAACCGGGAACAGUUCCACCUUCAUUUUGCAGGCUCGGACUACGAGCUGGCGAAGAAUUUAGCUCAACCUGCUGCUGAAACGCCUGGACACUGUGCCACAGGACAGGUGCUGGUGGGCAGGAGGUGUGUAAGCUGCAAUGUUGGCACAUACUACGAUGGCGACCAGGGGAGGUGUGUACUGUGUCCACCUGGUUCCUAUCAGGAUGAAGAGGGACAGAUGUCCUGUGAGGUCUGCCCUGGACCUGAAGGAAGAGAGGUCGCCAAAGUGUCCGGGGCUCGGAACAUCUCGGAGUGUGGAGGUCAGUGCCCCCCGGGUCAGUACUCCCAUGAUGGCUUCACCCCAUGCCUGCCGUGUCCGCUGGGCUCAUACCAGCCGGAAGUGGGGCGCACCACCUGCUUCCUUUGUGGGGGUAACUUGGUCACCAAGCGCAGUGGAGCUAUCACGUUUCAAGAGUGUGAGACCAAAGUUCAGUGCUCUCCAGGCCAUUACUACAACACGACAACACACCGCUGCAUCCGCUGCCCCAUGGGCACGUUUCAGGUGGAGUUUGGUCAGAACUACUGUGUCGCCUGCCCUGGAAACACCACCACCGAUUUUGACGGCUCCACAAACAUCAUGCAGUGCAAAAACCGACAGUGUGGAGGGGAGCUUGGCGAUUUCACCGGCUACAUUGAGUCCCCCAAUUAUCCCGGGAAUUAUCCGGCCAACGUGGAGUGCACCUGGACCAUCAACCCGCCGCCCAAGCGCAGGAUUCUUAUUGUGGUGCCUGAGAUCUUCCUGCCAAUUGAGGAUGAGUGUGGAGAUUACUUAGUCAUGAGGAAAAGCUCUCUUUCCAACUCUGUGACCACCUACGAAACAUGUCAGACUUACGAGCGUCCCAUCGCCUUCACCUCCCGCUCCAAGAGGUUGUGGAUCCAAUUCCGAUCCAAUGAGGGGAACAGUGGGAAAGGCUUCCAGGUUCCUUAUGUUACAUAUGAUGAGGACUACCAGGAGUUGAUAGAGGACAUAGUGAGAGACGGGAGGUUAUACGCUUCAGAGAAUCACCAAGAGAUUCUAAAGGACAAGAAGUUGAUGAAGGCCUUAUUUGACGUUCUGGCUCACCCACAAAACUUCUUCAACUACACAGCGCAAGAAUCCAGAGAAAUGUUCCCCAAAUCUUUCAUCCGCUUCCUGCGUUCCAAAGUCCUGAGAUUCCUCCGUCCUUAAGGAAGUGCUGAAUGAUGCUUUGAGUUAAAAUAGCUAAAUACAAGCCACAGUUUCAAUGUUUUUUUUUUUGUAGUUAUAUGCUUAAAAUGAGGAUAAAUGAAAGAAAGGAGAAUGGACUUUAUCCUGGACUUCAACAUUCCAGCCUCAGAAAAGCAUCAGGAUCACUUCUGCCACAGUGAAAACGAAGCAACUACAUUAACUUUAUAACCUCUUUAGAUGUAUAAGUCUCAUUAUGAUUUUUAAAGAGGUAUUUACAUCUUAACUGUAUUCAUCUAUUUGAGUAUCGCUAAAACUGCUCAUUGCGGCAUGAUGAGACUUUUGCUAACAGCAUGCUGAAAAGAAGCAAGUAGCAAAGUAAACAUAUACUGAAAGUCAGUGCUAUUGUAUAUAGAGUGUGUACUGUAUGUAGUUUUAACAUCGUAGAGGAGUGACAGCGAUGCUACAAGGGAAAGAAACAAUGAUAGCACACAUGUUGUUCUUGGGAACUUUAGCACUACAAAUCAAAGUAGUGAAACCACAAAAGCAAUUAUCCCGGUGAGUUUUUUUGUAUAUGAUGUAAAAAGUUUUUGGUGAAAUGCUAACGUAUGCUAGCAAUGACAUGUUUUGACAGUAUAGUACUAUCUCUUAUUUCAGAGUUCAAAUAUUUUUAAAAACCUCUCCAAAUUCUGACAAGAGGAAAUAAAUUGUGUCUAAUUAUAAAAUUGGGGCACUUCACCUCAUCCAUCAAAAUGACACAAAAUGCUUGUUUUUUUUAUUUUUUUAUUUUUAUUGAACCAACCAAAGACAGCUGUUGACUCUUUUUGACAAUUCAGAGUAACAGUAAUAUGAGGUAAAUGAAAAGUCUUGUAAAGUAAAAGUGAGCUACUCACCUGUCUUAGACGAUUUGUGUGUGUGUAUAUUUUUAUGGUUUUGUACAUCUACUAUGCUGUAAAUAAAGAUAGAAACCUUACAGU
Molecule: messenger RNA, 4225 nt
Organism: Doryrhamphus excisus (bluestripe pipefish)
Lineage: Eukaryota; Metazoa; Chordata; Actinopteri; Syngnathiformes; Syngnathidae
Gene: scube2
Product: signal peptide, CUB domain, EGF-like 2
Biological process (GO): signal transduction
Cellular component (GO): cell surface
Molecular function (GO): calcium ion binding
Source: RefSeq, a predicted model, not a curated record